CGGGAACCUGCUCCUCGCGAUCAUCCGUACCCACCGCCUUGGUUUAGACGGACAAAACCACGCCCGCAGAUAUCUAUACAAGCUAUUCAUAAUGGCCGCGUCGCCGUCGAGCUCGCCAAGGCUUCCUAGCCCACCCCCUAUCGCGGAAGACCAGUUGGGACCAAAGUCCCCCGUCGCUAUGCCCAAUGAGCAUGGUGAACUGGGACGCAAUCCUUUCGAGGCAAACGCGUCGAGAAGGAUACGUCCGGGUACAAAAGCCGCGGAUAUGUCUCUAGGCCCACCUCUCGUACCACUGACUGACAUCGACAGUCCCUUUCAACUAACAGAGCAUCUCAAAUCUCUCCACAAUGCCGCCCUUCACCGCGACAAUUCCACAACCAUAUGUCCCAUCGAUCGCGAGACAGCCACUCGGCUUGCCCAUCCUCCAGAUGGCGUGGACAAAUACCUUUGGCUCUAUGAGUUAUGUCGCCUGUUGUGCAAGGAAAUCAACGCCAUGAUCGUUGCAUUGUUUCAAGAUGAACCUCCAUGCUCGGCACAGACAUGUUCAGAAAUGCGCGCCAGCGAGUGGCAGUAUCUCUGCGCUGUUCAUGACCCACCCAAGCCGUGCUGUGCCAUAGAUUACUGUUGCCAUACACUGGACUGGACAAACCAUGUCCUCACAAGCCAGAAAAAUUUCCCGUCGAGAAUGGCGCUCGGUGAAGGCGGUGGCUCUCAAUCCGCUUCUGGACAACUAAGACAGCUUACAAACAUUUUCCGAAGAGUUUAUCGGAUCUUUGCGCACGCCUGGUUUCAGCACAGGGAAAUGUACUGGAAGGUUGAGCUCAAGACUGGACUCUAUGUUUUCUUCAAAACUGUGUGCGACGUGUACAAUCUCAUUCCUCAGGACAAUUACACUGUGCCGCCAGAGGCGGAGGGCAUCGAGCCAGCAACCACAGCGACGGAUUAUGCUAAGCCAACCAUCAUGAAGAGGAGAGAGGACACGAAGGUAGAGCAGGACACAUCAGCCACUGAUAUGCAGCUACCGAAGAGCAUGCUAUCCGCUACAGAAGUCUCGACGACCAAGAGACACAGGGCCACGCCUAGCAUUGGUAGUGAGAGCAUUACGACCGUUUUGGAGGAUCCAGAAGAAGAGGAAGACAAAUCUAAUAGCAAGAUGGAGGAGACUAUAAUUUUGACUGCUGAGCCGCUAAGGUAUUCUGCUGUUGAUGAAAACGGUGGCGAUGGACAACUUUCUGCAGCAGAAGGGUCUGAACCGCCGAAACAAGAAGAAAAGAUUGCAGAAGCAGAGGACGAUGUGGAGGUUCCCAUUAUUGCCGUGGAGGAACCUUCUCCCGUUGAUGAGCAUUCUGCUAAAGCAGAAAUUUCACCCGAAACGACAACAGAGGCUGAAAAAGGUCCGGCAUCCGAGACCCCUGCUACCCUGGAUGUAGGUGAGAAGGAGCAUGAGGCAGCCUCAGUGGCUUCGGACACUGACUCACACGGAUCGUGGCAAGUGCUGACUAACGAGUCCAAGCCGAGCAGUGACGGCAACGAAGCAGCUGCACCGUCGACUUCGGUUACGGAGGUUGAGGUGACUGAGCAAAUAGAGAAGCCUAAGGAAGAAUCACAGGAGAUAUCGCAAGGGUCAGAGUCAUCAGUGCAGGCGGUAGACAAGGAAGGGGAACAUGAAGCUAAGUUGGUCUCAGGGUCUAGUGAGACGGUGGACAAUGAGACGACCGUCGCUAUCAUCAAGGAGGAGACGAGUGGAAUAGCCGAUGGCAAUUCCGCACUAAAGGAGACCGAGGCAGCAACGAAGGAUGAGGAAGGCAAAACGGAAGAUAAGGAAUAAGAUUUGAGUGGAAACAGUAAUGGAGGCGGUAAAUGCGGGUGAUUGAGCCUCUAAUAAUGUCGCAUGUGAGGCAUUGUAAGCAUUAGUUGCACUUUGCGGUGUUCGAAAGGUUGGGGUAUGAUACCCACGUAAUGGCAAGUGUUAUUCUUUAAGUAUGAUUUUACCUUUCUACCAUCUGUUCGAGAAGAGCUUGGCAUAUUUUAGGCCAAAAUCGGUGCUUGACCACCUUAGCCACGUAUCUGGCGUUGUGUUUUCCUAUCCUUCUAAGACCUGGGCUCGUCG
Messenger RNA from Verruconis gallopava, 2110 nucleotides. RefSeq lists its product as uncharacterized. The record is from RefSeq and is a predicted model, not a curated record. Gene Ontology annotation, cellular component: cytoplasm. Bases 92 to 1828 code for a protein of 578 amino acids. Lineage: Eukaryota; Fungi; Ascomycota; Dothideomycetes; Venturiales; Sympoventuriaceae. The transcript has 2 exons.